This is a messenger RNA of Schistocerca gregaria, 5830 nucleotides long. RefSeq lists its product as uncharacterized. The transcript is spliced from 16 exons. Gene Ontology annotation, cellular component: cell cortex. Bases 264 to 3143 code for a protein of 959 amino acids. Lineage: Eukaryota; Metazoa; Arthropoda; Insecta; Orthoptera; Acrididae. The record is from RefSeq and is a predicted model, not a curated record. Gene Ontology annotation, biological process: imaginal disc-derived wing hair organization.
UCCAGCUUCCAGCUCCAGUGUCCAGUGGCCAGUGCUGGACGGGACACGGCCUGCCACAGCCAGCGCCUCUCCACGACUUGGCAGAUUACGCAGUAUCUCAGCGCUCCUUAAAACGGAACUGUUCUUUCCGAGAACAGGAAGUGUUUGCUACAGUGCAAGUGGCGUUACCGUGAGAAACUCAGAGGACCGAUGUAACGGUUGCCGGAGCCUUGUUCUACACAGGCCCUGCGAGGCGGCCUUCGCGGCGCCAUGAGAGAGGCGCGAUGAGGGCGCCUGGCCGCCGCCCACUGCCCCCGCCUCUCUCCGAGCUCUGCCGGCUGAUCCUGAUCCUGAGCCUGUGGCUGGGGCUGCUGCCGCGGCUGGCGUCUGCCGGGCCAGCGCCGCGACCCGCGCUCGUCCACAGGCACCACCACGGGGACAUGGUCGUCGUCGCCUCUGGCGGCGUUUCGUGCGGACCGGAAGCGUGUUCGGCGCUGGGCGCCAGGCCGUCUAAUCCCGCAUCCGCCCCCGCAGAGGAGGCCGCGGGCUGCGCCUGCCGCUGUCCCGGGAACGCCCCCGCCUUCCGAGAGGAUCUCGCCGCCUGCGUCGCCGACAUCACGGAGUGCCCCGUGCUGGACUUCCGCUCGCCGCCGGGCCCGCCGCAGAAGCUGCCGUUUGUCUUCCUGCCGCUGCGCGGGCAGAUCGUCCACCCCAGCGCCGACAUCGCCCUGCCCGAUCCGGAGCUGUGCCCUGUGGUGGGCUGGCGGUCGCUGGGACUUCGCGGGUGGAGCGACGCGGUAACCGCCGGGGACGCCUUCAGUCUCUUCACUGUCGACGGCAGCGUCUUCCUACAGUGGCUGGGCCCCGCCUCUCUCCGGAGGGAGCUGGAGGGCCGCCUGGUGGUGGUUUCGCUGAGCUGCGGCCGCUGCGUCGCCCUCAGGGUCGCGGGUUCUGUCGCAGAAUCCGGCGACAGCUCCGCGUCGGAGGCGCACUUCCCGCCGUCUGCAGUCGCCUCCGGUUCGACAGUUCUGGGUGCGGAUCUAGCAGACGCCGGACCGCUGGAGGCGGAGGAGGACGCCGGGGGCGGUGGGGGCGAGGCGAGUGGCGGCUCGACGUACCUGCUGGUGGGGGCGGUGGGCGGGGCGCUGGCGGCGGCCUACGUGGUGGCCGUGCUGCUCUACCUGGCCAGGCACCGGCGGCGGAGCGCCGACCGUCAGAGGCAGAAGGACGCUGAAGCCGCGGCGGCGGCAGGGGCGGCGGAGGCGGCGUCCAAGGCGGCCGCGGCGGCGGCGUCCAAAGCGGCGAGGCGGCCCACGCUGCUGCGCAGGCACCACUCCUUCUCGCUCGAGUCGGAGGACACCGACUACAGCGGGGGCGGUUGCUCCGACUACGACGAGCACUACCCAGAUUUCAAGCAGGUGGAGGCGGCGCUGCUGGAACCUGCCGGCUGCCUGCUGGUGUCCGGCGCCAGUAGCGGUGCCAGCGAGUGCCUGCCGGAGGAGGCGCUGCAGAUCGUCGAGACGGCAGACCUGGCGCUGACCGGCUCCGGUGGAGGCGGCGGGGGCGGCGGGUACGCGCGGCAGCCUCCCGUGGGGGCGGAGAUGCAGGGCCGGGGGCCGCCGGCCGCCGUCAGGCCGCUGCAGGCGCACCACCACCGCCGCAGGCUCUACUUCAAUCCCGUCUUCUUCGAGCCGGACAUGCUCAAGUCGCCACCGCUGGCGGCGCUGGAGUUCCUGUCGAAGCUGCGGGAGGUGGUGUCGCUGUCCAAGAGCCGGCUGGCGGCGCGCCGGUUCGCGCCCUGCCUCAUGCCCAUCGCCGAGGGCGAGGACGAGGGGCCGGCGGCCGCAGUGCCCGCGCUGCUCGCAGUGGAGACGUCUGACAGCGAAGCCCGCCGCCUGAUGAACGAGGUGCUGCGCGAGCUGCGGCAGGCGGCCGCCGUUGCGGCGGACCGCGGUUCGAGCCCCGCGGCGCCGUCACAGCCGGCCCCCGCGCCCGCUCCCGAUACCACCCCCGCAGCCACACCCAGCCCCACGGCCACGCUGCCGCUGGACGAGGAGAUGACCGCCGCCAACGAUGUGCUCAGGCAGACUGCUCCAGAACAGGCCGGAACCGCGUACAACCUUAUCAGCGAGGUGUACGUCAACGGCAGUGCAGAUCAGGGCUCCGAACGCGACCAGCAGACUGCUGCAGACCCCGCAGUCACCUACCAGGGACAGCCAGGACACCUCACCAUACAGGUGGAGGACAACCCGGCGGCCUACGAGUACAACCCGGACGACUACAGCAGCUUCGAGCCCGACACGCUGGACCGCAAGGCGGGGUCGCAGCACCAGAGGGAGGGGGGCGUGGCCCGCGAGCAGCCGCAGCCCGGUCAGGACGCCACGCUGACGUCACUGCGGUCGCUGGAUUCCCUGGAGAGGCCCGGGCACAUCCUGCUGAGGACAUCCGGCAGCUUCCGCAACGACUCCAUCACUAGGUCGGCCGCCGCGUCGACGGAGCCGGCGCCGGCAGCGGCGCCGUUCACGCGCGCCUACGGCAGCCUGCGCGAGAUCUUCGAGGCGCGCACGCGCGGCCGCGAGCGCAGGGUGGCGCAGGCGCAGCAGUCCCCGUGCCCGCACCUGCAGCCGGAGGUGGAGGCCGAGUCGCCGCCGCCGCUGCCGCCCAAGACGAGCGCCCCCAUCUACCAGGCGCCCUGCUGGCCCGCCAGGCCGGUGCUCCCCAGGAGCCGCAGCCUCACCGACCACAGGGGCUGUGGAGCCGGCAGGACGACGUGGGCCCGGCGCGCCGCAUCGCCCUCCCCCAGCUCCGACAGCCUCGACAGUGGAGGCGCAGACGCCGACGCCGACUACGAGGAGUGCGACGUCAGCCGCAGUGCCCACCAGCGCCUGCUUGGAUCAUGGAGCCCAGCAACACCACAGGAGAGUCACAGUUCAAGCCCUGGCCCCGGUGGCAGUGUGAGUGCUGGCUGUGGCAGCCUCAGUGACAGUGAGGCGGACGGUUCACUGUGCGAUGGAGCCUCUGAGUCUGGCGGAGAGAGCGUAGCCACUGACUCAGUUUUCUUCGGCAGUUUCCGGAAGGUAGCCACAUGUGUGGCCACAGUGCCUGACGAUCGGCUGAGGGAGGCGCUGUCUGGGCUGGCAGCUGGCAAGCGACACCGCAGCUGACGGAGGAGGCGGAACUCACCACUUCGUAAACUGUGCCUAAUACAUUGAAGAUUGAACGGUCCAAACGAAACUUUUCUGUUCACCUACAAAACUAGAUUUUACAUGACAAAUGGACUUGAAAGUAAAGCAUCAUAUCUCCAGUGUGUGGUCAUCCCAGGUCACACACGUAUCGAAUGGAAUCACUUUCCUUUGUUUUCCAUUGCAGCUUCUUUCCAUAGCAGCUCUGCUCAGCCAGGGUGUCAAGUGAUAAUGAUGAUGAUAAUAAUAUUGUGUUAACAGUGUUGAACUGUAUUCUUAUCAGUGUCCUUGCAGAAUAUGAACUAAAAUUUUAGUUGAGACAAAAAUGUCUUUCCUGGUAAGCCAUCUUCUUGGGACAGUGACCCAGGUACACAUAUUAGACUUUAAAGACUAUCUGCCAAUGACAGCACAUGCAUAUUAAUAUGUUGAAAUGGAUAAUGAAAAUCUUGCAUGGAGAUGUGCAAGUCUACAUGCACGUUCACACCCAUUUCUCAUGCUUUAAUAAGCCAUAAUAUGGUCACAUCCAAUGCAUGUGUAUUAAACUUACUUAAUUGUAGACAUGUGAAAGGUGUUCAUGGUCACACCUGUUAACUGCAGAACAGAUUCUCAGACUUUUUUCACGACUAUGUUAUGAACAUGGUACCUUUUAUCUCCAAUUAUUUUUGUGCUAGUACCCAAUUAGUUGGUCAAAUUACAUGUAAAAUAAAUGCUGUAAUCAGAAAUGAAAAUACAUCCAUAGGAAGAACUGCUCUCCAGUCAGUUCAUGCUGGUUCACACUACGCUAGUAAUUUAGUCCAAAGAGAAGUGAAUAUACUUUCCUUGGUGAACAAUGAACAGAAAAAGGCUAAGUUUAGUUGUUUAACAACUGGUGACUGCUGAGGAAGUGUGAAUUGCGAAAUGAUCUGAUGAGGAAGAAGGAAUCAAGCAAUAAACACUUCAGAAAUCAAACAGAGGAAGGAGGGAUUAAAAAUUACAAAAGUGUGAGGCUAUAAUGGCUGAAUGAGUUGUACAUGGAACCUCAAAUACGUCACCACUGAAAACGCAAAGGAAUACUUUUCCUCACAGACAAUGUCAAUGAGUGAGGUGAAGCUGCUGUUACCACACUGGAGAUGUAUUCUUGAGAAGCACAAAUGAAAUCUCAAUCCUUGUAUAGUAUAGUUAGGUUUUCUCAAAUCAGUUAAAACAAAUGCUAAUUUUCUUUAAAAAGGAUGUGGCUGAUUUCUUCCCUCAUCUCUGACAACCUUGUCAUGAACAAAAUAUUAAACUCUGUUUCUCUUUCCUUACAGAGAAUGUCACAAAACUGGUUCAAAUUUCUCUAAGAAAAAAUAUAAUAUUCUAAGAAACUGAUUUUCAUCUGAGAGCUGCCAAAUCACUACUUUAUGCAGUAUUGUAUCUUAUUCUGAACCCAUCUUAAGUUCCAUCAAACUACUCUCAGUUACAGAGGUUAACUAUACAAGUGGGCAUUUUAAAUUCCUAAUACACUUCUGUCCCCUCCUAACACUGCAGAAAUAUAUUGUUUUAUCAUCCCAACAAGUCAUGUCAGUACUUGACUUGUCACUUGUAAUGGUACACACCUGUAGGCCAUACUCGUAGCACUGAAGAAAAGAAAUCAGAACCACUGAUUUUGUAAAACCAAUGUUGUAUUCUUACAAAAUAAUCAAUCAAGACACAAGAGAUGACUGAUAAGAGAGAGAGGAAUGAAAUGUGCAGUUGACUAAUGACUAUGCACACACACUGCUCAGGCAUGUUCAAAGGUGCACCACUGGUAACUGAGUUGGGCUGCGGGAAGUUACUCAACUGUCUACUAUAAGCUUCAUUUUACUAAACUAUUUGAUUAAGCUUUUCUGUACAAAUAUAUUUAGUUACUGAGUCACUCAACAAUGGACUAAAUUACUGGCCUCGCAUUAACUCUAAUGUAGGAAUCAGGGAUCCAUAAAUUUCACAGCUAAAAUUGUUGGGGAUUAUAUACAAUUGCGAUAGAGGGGGGAUCACAAUUUACUGUGUGAAAUAAAAUGGCACAAAGUUUGAAACAUUUUCAUCCCUUUGAAUUUAUAUUUCUCCAGGAAAGUUCCUUAUGCAAUCUGUGCCUCACACCUUAAUAGUCAAUGAAGAAUUUCUUAAUUUUCUGUUUAUUGCAGUGCUGGACUGAAAUCUAGCACUGUUACUGCUGCUAUGGGUCCCCUGACUGUUACUGAAUUGACUUGUAGUACUUGAUGCUGAAAUAUUGAUAUACAGACCUGCCACUGUCCUUGAAAGAGUCCCAAGCCAUCAUAUUCAUUGUAUAUUGGGUGAAGUGCAAUAACAUUUAAUCACAAAAGAGGACAUUGUUAUUUUUUAUACAGUGCUGACACUGUCCUUGAAGAGCUCCAGUCCAUAUUCAUUGUAUAUUGGGUGAAGUGCAAUAACAUUUUAAACACAAAAGAAGACAUUAUUAUAUUGCUAUACAGACCUGGUACUGUCCUUGGAGAGUUCCAAGCCAUAUUCAUUUUAUAUUUGGUGAAGUGCAAUAAAAUUUAAGCACAAAGGAGGACUUAUUGAAAAGUUUGUCUGUUGGAAAAUGGACUGACAAUAACAGUAAUGUAUAUGAAACCAAGUGCAAUAUUUAAUGUGCAAUUCUGUGAGAACACUCUGUUGAUAUUUAUCAAUAAACUAUAACAUUUUUUAUCUUA